Molecule: messenger RNA, 781 nt
Organism: Somion occarium
Lineage: Eukaryota; Fungi; Basidiomycota; Agaricomycetes; Polyporales; Cerrenaceae
Source: the annotation of a GenBank genome assembly
GUACCCCCCUCAUCUCGACUACUUCAUCCCCGCACCUUGAACAUUUAUAAUUCUCAUUCAAAAUGCGUUCCACCAUCAUUGCUUUCGUGGCGAUGCUUGCAGCCGCAUGCGGCCCUUCAUUGGUGGCAGCUGCCCCUUAUCGUGGCGACCUCUUCACCACUUAUCCCGUAGAGGAUUCGUCUGUCAUUCGAGAGGCUACGCCUCAGUCGGGAGCGGGUGGUCUCGUCUUGUCAUAUAUCAAGAAGCGUUCGCCUGCAAGAGGUGGCAAUGGCUCAUCUGGCAGAGUUGGCAACGCCAAUGGUUCCAACGUUGUCAACAGCGGAGGAACGAUCACGAAUGGCGAAAAUGCUAAUGCUGGAGGUACUGGUGGCACCGCAAGGUCAGGAAAUGCAUCUGGCGGCGCAGGAUCUAACGGAGACGGCGGUGGUGAUGCAUCCUCGGGAUCCGCUGGCAAUGCGAACGGAGGCAGCGUAACGAAUUCCGGUACCAGUAUUUCGAACACUGGCACGGCCGCAAAUCCAGCCAACAGAGGAGGCAACGGUGGUACUUCGCAGAGUGGUAAUGCCGUAGGGGGCAAUGCUGGGAAGCGUUCCAAUUAAUUUGAGCUAGUUACAAAGAUACUUUAGAAGAAUAGCACCCGUGAUUGACGAAACCUCAGAAUCAGAAUUUUCAGUUGGUUGCACGUUGACUAAAAACCCUUUAAUGCUCCACAUACGUUUUACUUCAUCUUAUCUCAAUGUACUUCGUCUACAUCCAUAGAACGUUUUCACAUAACUUCCAA